This is a messenger RNA of Closterium sp. Naga37s-1, 540 nucleotides long. NCBI's taxonomy places the organism in Eukaryota, Viridiplantae, Streptophyta, Zygnematophyceae, Desmidiales, Closteriaceae. The record is from the annotation of a GenBank genome assembly.
AUGGACGAGCGCCUUGUCCAGGAUUGGACAACCCAUAUGCUCGUCCCCUUCAUGAGGCUGCUGCAGGAUGAGGGCGGAGGGCGCAAGCAGGCGCUCCUUGUCCUCGACUCGUACAAGGGACAUCUCACUGUAGUGCCGUCGUCCCUGGUGGUUGCAACCCCCUGGUGCAACCGCUCGACGUCCCAAACAACCGCCGCUUCAAGUGCGGGGUUUGCCACCGCUACAGCACUUGUUUUGAGGAGGUGGGGAUCGGCCUCACAACACGUGCAGGAGCUGGUGAGGAGGAAGGCAUUCCCCGUCUGCGACAUCUCCAACGCAGAAGACGGGAGCAAGGAUCACCAGACCAUUGCUCACCUGCGGGAUAAGGCGGAGGUGGAGGUGCCGGAUGAUGUGCAGGAGUCGGAGGAGGGGGCUGAAGCUACAUCCCUCUCGAAUGAGGAGGAGGAUGGGGCAAACAAAAUGAGGGGUGCCGACGAGUGGAGCGAUGAUGAUGAUGAAAUGGAGGAAAUAGAGGCGUGGGUGGCAGGCAAGGAUGAGUGA